CUCUGUGGGAUUGAGCGCUGCCUCUUUCCUUUUUCUUUUUUUACACGGAUACACUGCGAUACUUUUCCCCUCUCCACGGGUUCUUCUCGUUUUGUAGGUCCUUUUAGACUAGAAUAGACGCUGGUUUAGUGCACGGUGUUUCUUCUCCAAGUAAACUUGCUAAAAGUGGCUUUAUUCGGCUCGGAAGGGAUGAUGAUGGGGACAUUACGCGACCUCCAGUACGCGCUUCAGGAGAAAAUUGAAGAACUGAGACAGAGAGACGCGCUCAUUGACGAACUGGAGCUCGAACUGGACCAGAAAGACGAACUCAUUCAGAAACUGCAGAACGAACUGGAUAAGUACCGCUCCGUGAUCCGCCCGGCGACCCAACAGGUCCAGAGCCGCUCGGAGCUGCAGGAGCAUCAGCGCACCAAACGCCAGGCGAUCAGUGCCGAACCCGCCAACGUCCAGCAGCUGAGUCACGUGACCCUGCCCAACGUCCCCAAGAGUGCCAAGUCAAAGGAACUGAUCAAGUCAGCUAUUCUGGACAAUGACUUCAUGAAGAAUCUGGAGAUGUCUCAGAUCCAGGAGAUAGUGGACUGUAUGUAUCCAGUGGACAAUGACAAAAACAGCUGUAUUAUUAAAGAAGGGGAUGUGGGCUCCCUCGUCUAUGUCAUGGAAGAGGGAAAAGUUGAAGUGUCUAAAGAAGGAUUGAAGCUGUGCACUAUGGGACCAGGAAAAGUGUUUGGAGAGCUCGCCAUCCUUUAUAACUGCACCAGGACGGCCACUGUGAGAACUGUCACCAGUGUGAAGUUAUGGGCCAUCGACAGACAGUGUUUCCAGACCAUCAUGAUGAGGACAGGACUCAUCAAACAUGCAGAGUACAUGGAGUUCUUGAAAAGUGUCCUGACGUUCCGGGGUCUUCCAGAACAAAUACUGAGCAAGCUGGCUGAUGUCCUUGAGGAGACCCACUAUGAGGAUGGCGACUACAUCAUUCGCCAGGGGGCAAGAGGAGACACAUUCUUCAUUAUCAGUAAAGGAAAGGUGACGAUGACUCAAGAGGACUGUCCAGGUCAGGAGCCCGUCUAUUUGCGUUCUAUGGUGAAAGGAGACUCGUUUGGGGAAAAAGCCCUACAGGGGGAGGAUAUCAGAACAGCUAAUGUCAUUGCAGCAGAGUCUGUCACCUGCCUUGUGAUUGACAGAGACUCAUACAAACACCUGAUUGGAGGUCUGGAAGAUGUGUCCAACAAAGGCAGUGAAGACGCAGAGGCAAACGCAAAAUACGAGGCAGAGAACGCAUUCUUCUCCAACUUAAACCUGUCUGACUUCAACAUCAUCGACACUCUUGGCGUCGGAGGAUUUGGCCGUGUUGAGCUGGUGCAGCUCAAGAGUGAUGAGAUGAAGACAUUUGCGAUGAAGAUCCUAAAGAAGCGCCACAUUGUGGACACGAGACAGCAGGAGCACAUCCGCUCGGAGAAACUGAUCAUGCAGGAGGCACAUUCAGACUUUAUAGUCAGACUCUAUAGGACAUUUAAGGACAGUAAGUACCUCUAUAUGCUGAUGGAGGUGUGUUUAGGUGGAGAACUGUGGACUAUUCUCAGAGACAGGGGCAAUUUUGAUGAUUCAACUACGCGCUUUUACACGGCAUGUGUGGUGGAGGCGUUCGCUUACCUGCAUUCCAAAGGCAUCAUAUACAGAGACCUCAAACCAGAGAACCUGAUACUAGACCACAGAGGCUACGCCAAACUGGUGGAUUUUGGCUUUGCUAAGAAGAUCGGCUUUGGGAAGAAGACGUGGACAUUCUGUGGUACACCAGAGUAUGUGGCUCCAGAGAUCAUCCUGAAUAAAGGUCAUGACAUCUCCGCAGAUUACUGGUCCCUUGGCAUCCUCAUGUAUGAGCUGCUGACUGGCAGUCCUCCUUUUUCAGGACCGGAUCCAAUGAAAACAUACAACAUCAUUCUUAGAGGCAUCGACAUGAUAGAAUUCCCUAAAAAAAUUACCAAAAAUGCUGCCAAUCUCAUCAAAAAGCUAUGCAGAGACACGCCGUCUGAAAGAUUAGGAAACUUGAAAAAUGGAGUCAAAGACAUCCAGAAGCACAAAUGGUUUGAAGGGUUUAACUGGGACGGAUUGAGGAAGGGGACACUGACGCCCCCCAUCAUCCCUAAUGUAACAUCAUCCACAGACACUAGUAACUUUGACAGCUUUCCUGAGGACACUGAAGACCCACCGCCUGAUGAUAACUCAGGCUGGGACACAGACUUCUAAUCAGGUCCAGACACACACGUGCACACAGACACACAACACUGCUCACAUGGGACGUCUGCACUACUGGAGAAAUGUGGGAAGAAGAGGUGGAUGAAAUGAAGUGACUCUAAAAGGGCUGUCGCAACAAAACAUGAAUCUCUUGCGUGAGCACGUGUCUGUGUGCAUGUUCACCACUGACCCAUGAUAACCACCUUUACUGUGAGCUGACUGAGGAGACAGUCCAUUUAGGGAAAAGCUUGUGACCUCAGCGAUUUGUUCUUCUCCCUGAUUGGCUGCAAACUCUUCAUUCACCGACCCGUGUGCAGACUACUUGAAAGAAGACCUGAAUGUUGCUCUUAAAGUAAUACUCGUUCGUUAUAGCACAUGUACAUAAUAGCAUAGCAUCACUACCCUGAGAAACUCACGCAUACGCUGCCGUUAACUGUCACGUUCAUCACACUCUUCAAACACACACAGACAUCAUAGACGCAUCUUCUCGCCUCUCUUCGCUGUUAAUUUAUUGUCCUGGCGGACGGCCAUUAAGGUUUAUGAUAUUCUGAGCCCAGCACUGGUCUUCUCAAACUUCAUCCAAUGAAAUGAUGUGCCUCAAAUUCAUAGCUCCAUUAAUAGUGUACUGUAUUUAUUGUCUCAGAUUUAUAAGAAUUAGGAGAUAAGUACUGACCACUGUGAACGGCCAGAUUUGAAACAGGAACGGAUGUGGGAUCGGUUUGCCUUCUAUGGCCAUUCUUAAAUUCAAAUGCAGGUACAACGUAAUCCUGAUUUCUCCACAGAUUCAGCCGUAUCAGAUCAUGAACAGUAUUAGUGCCUUAAAUCAACGGCAUUCUGCGACGCUCCUCAUGCUGCAUGUCAGAAUACGAUCCCUUCAGCCUGCUGCUGUCCAUCAGACGCUCUCUGUCUAGUUGUGUUUUUUUUACACAAUAAAACAACUGUUUUAGACACUCACUGUGUCCUCACAUGAUCUGCCACUGUCUUUUAUGGAUCUGAAAUGUUUAAAAUGCUAAUUGUUUUAGA
Molecule: messenger RNA, 3255 nt
Organism: Sinocyclocheilus anshuiensis
Lineage: Eukaryota; Metazoa; Chordata; Actinopteri; Cypriniformes; Cyprinidae
Product: cGMP-dependent protein kinase 1-like
Exons: 18
Coding region: 190-2244 (684 amino acids)
Biological process (GO): protein phosphorylation
Molecular function (GO): cGMP-dependent protein kinase activity; ATP binding
Source: RefSeq, a predicted model, not a curated record